AUGCAUAUACUUUUUCAGGAUCCUAUGUUAUUUACCGGGCCACUUCGAAGAAACAUGGAUCCUUUCAAUGAAUAUUCUGAAGAAAUGCUGUGGAAAGCCAUAGAGGAGGUACAAUUGAAAGAAGUUAUUAUUAAAUUACCUGGAGGAUUGGAUUCGCAUUUAACAGAAGGAGGGCGAAAUUUCAGCGUGGGGGAAAGACAGUUAAUUUGUCUUGCCAGAACCAUUCUUCGCCAGAAUAAAAUUCUUGUCAUGGACGAAGCAACGUCCAAUAUUGAUAAAAGAACCGAUUCCUGUCUACAGAAAAUAAUUCGAGAAAAAUUCGAAUCUUGUACGGUGUUGACAAUAGCCCACAGAUUACAUACAAUUAUUGAUUCGGAUAGAGUUUUGGUAUUAGAUACAGGAAGAGUACAAGACUUUGACUCGCCGUAUGCGUUACUGAAAAACGUAAAUGGUAUAUUUUAUAAUUUAGUAAAGAAGACAGGAGUAACUUCAAUGAAUGAAUUAUACGAAAUUGCCAAAGCUAAAUAUUACGCUAAAGAGAGGGUCGAGCAAACAAAACUAUGAAACAGUGGAUCUUAUUUUAUGCAUAGACUGGGUGGAUCCGUUGUUAUGGAUUUUUUAUUUUGUUUAGUUUUUAGAGUGGUAUUUCCGCACAUCACAUAACACAUAAAAUUGUAAAAAUCUGAACAUUUGUUAGUACCCGUAUAUGCAAGUUUCACAGUUCAAUUUAUACAUGCUGAUCUUUUAUUGAGAUGCCAUCAGCAGUUUUUGAGAUAAUAUAAUGAGUAAUGUUUACAAUGAUCUAAUUUCAGGAAAGAAGAACAUUUUAUUGUAUUAAACAACAGAAAUAGAUUUAACUGAAAUAAUUAAAACAAAAAUUUUGUGUACUAGUUUAAUCAGAUCAAUCUCAGUCAAAAAUAUAAUUCUAAUUGUAAGUACAGUAGAGCAUCGAUUAUCCGACUGA
Centruroides sculpturatus (bark scorpion) is the source of this 964-nucleotide messenger RNA. Its product is annotated as multidrug resistance-associated protein 4-like. Bases 1 to 564 code for a protein of 187 amino acids. The record is from RefSeq and is a predicted model, not a curated record. The transcript is spliced from 4 exons. Gene Ontology annotation, molecular function: ATPase-coupled transmembrane transporter activity; ATP hydrolysis activity; ATP binding. Gene Ontology annotation, cellular component: membrane. Gene Ontology annotation, biological process: transmembrane transport. Lineage: Eukaryota; Metazoa; Arthropoda; Arachnida; Scorpiones; Buthidae.